Molecule: messenger RNA, 806 nt
Organism: Carya illinoinensis
Lineage: Eukaryota; Viridiplantae; Streptophyta; Magnoliopsida; Fagales; Juglandaceae
Product: transmembrane protein 234 homolog
Exons: 1
Coding region: 126-545 (139 amino acids)
Source: RefSeq, a predicted model, not a curated record
GAAAAACAAAAUCGAAAACCAAAAAUGAAAACUUUAAUCCAAUCUUGGCGCGUGCUUUGAACGAGAAAAUGUGAUUCACUCGGCCGCAGCGUAGAGCAAAGGAGGGAGAGGGAGCCCAACGGAGAAUGAUCGGAGACGUAGAGAAAAUGGUCGCAGUGGGCCUCGUCUGGGGCGCCACCAACGCCAUCAUGCGCCGCGGUGCGCUCCUCUGGGAACAGGCCCGCGAAUCUACUUCGAGACCACCUCCACCAGAAACCCACCCAUCCAAGCUCCACCACAAAUUCCUCGCUUCCCUCAAGAACUGGCUCACCCUCCUCUCGAUCUGGCAGUAUUCCGUCCCGUUCUUGAUCAAUCUCUCAGCCUCCGCUACUUUCUUCGCUAUUCUGGGACAAACUCCCAUCUCUCUAACUGUGCCUGUCACCAACGCCACGACGUUUGCCGCCACGGCCUUGUUCGGGAUGCUGCUGGGGGAGAAGACGCGCGUCGGCCACGCUUUGCUUGGUACGGGUCUGAUUGUUCUCGGUGUUUGGCUUUGUAUUACGUGAUGACUUUUGUGAUAUUUAGCUAACCCUGUUGGUCUACUAGAUUGAGGAAGACAAAAUGAAAUGGAAUGAAUUAAACGGAUUUUCGUGAUCCAUAUUGAAUCCCUUUGGGGUUUUUUGCUUUGUUGGGUAUUUUGGUUAUUGUCAUGGGCAUUUGGCUUUGUGCAGUAGGAUAUUAUUUUUUUUUUUGAUAAGUAAUGCAGUAGGAUAUAAUUUGUGAAUGGAACUAUGAAUUUCAUAUAUUCUUGGAGAUUACUUUUGAAA